Haliotis rubra (blacklip abalone) is the source of this 6239-nucleotide messenger RNA. RefSeq names its product zinc finger protein 629-like. Lineage: Eukaryota; Metazoa; Mollusca; Gastropoda; Lepetellida; Haliotidae. The transcript has 3 exons. The coding region runs from base 138 to 2084 and encodes 648 amino acids. The record is from RefSeq and is a predicted model, not a curated record.
UCAAUCUUCAUGUGCGCCAUCUUCCGUGAAAAUUCCCAGACAGGAGCACUAUGUUAGGAUUUCAAGAGAGGCGAACUUCAGACUUGUCAGGUGUGGCGUGACCUGACAGAGUGGAUGUGGCUCCCACACAGCACACCAUGUCCGAUGCUGACAUCAUGGCUGAGGCGUAUGCUACCGACGGAAGCAGAACCCCAACACAGCCGGCUGUGGAAGAAAAUGGGGAGGGAGGAGGAGCAGCAGACAAAGAACAACAGUCAGAUGCCUUGGAUAUGUCUCAUACACCUGUCUCCCGCUUUGGCCGCAAGUUCUCCAGUCCAAACCUUGUAUCAAGUGCCAUGAUGAACAGCCUCCGCUAUGGGCAUAGUAACAAGCUGGCCUGUCGCUACUGUGGAAAGACUUUCUCACAGGCAGGCUACAUAAAGGCGCAUGAACGAUUGCACACAGGAGAAAAACCAUUUGCUUGUUCUGUGUGCGGUAAGCGAUUUAGUGACCCAAGCAAUUGGAAGAAACAUGAGCGAGUCCACUCUAAUCAUAGUAACAACAAUGUAGGAGGGGGUGGGGGUGGGGGUAGCAAUUCUUCCAGUCCAAAGACCCCACCAGUUCCGCAGCCACAGUCAUUGGUCAAGUCUGAGAGUGAAAGGAGCCUUGUAAUUCGGGCAGCCAGCUCAAUGAUCACCUCCUCUUUGCAGCAAAGGAUGCUCAAUGGGACCGAGAUGAAUUCUCCCAUUGUCUGCAAGCUAUGUGGGAAGGUAUUUUCUAGUCAAAGCAGCCUGAGCACUCACAAGAGAAUCCAUACAGGUGAGAGACCCUAUACCUGUAUAUCCUGUGGCAAGAGCUUCACCCAGAUAGGCACGCUACGGACUCACGAAAGGAUUCACACAGGGGAAAAGCCCUAUGUCUGCAAGGUCUGUGGGAGGACGUUUGCUCAGAGUGGAAGCUACAGGAUGCAUGAGCGGAGGCACAUGACUGACACAAUCCAGAGAUGCCACAUCUGCUACGCUACAUUCACAAAAUGGCAGGAUUUGCAGCAGCACAUGACAACCCACCCCCAGAUGUCGGAAGCCAUGAUGGACUACUCUCCACCUGGGCUCGUGAGUCCAGGUCACCAGCCCAGUGACCAGAAAGAAGAUCUGAGGGGUCCUAGUCUUCCUGUGUCCCACGCAGACACUAUCCUGCUGGAGGGCGAGGGGCAUUUCCAGGCACAGUCAGUGUUUCAGGGUCAACUGCCUCCCUUCUCCUCAAUCAUGCCGUUUCGAUCGCCAGUAGGAACAUCAUUUUCCCCCAGCUUGUCUGCUCCUCUCAGCAUGUACACAUCGUCACCUAUCACAUGCCUCCCUGACCAGCCCGAGAUGGGUCUUCUACGGCCCCAGUACUUCCCCAGUAUGAGCUUGGCAACACAACUUAAGCUUCCCGAGCAGACGUCACCCGUGUCAACACCUACUGGCACCACAGAAAAUAAUGAGGUGGUGAGCACAACCAGCCAUGGCCAGAUCCGCAAAUAUAGCACUGAGUCCCAUAACUCGCCCCCAAUUUCCACACUAGAUGCCCAAGGAGAUGCCAACAGCAAGACGGAUCAAGAUGCUGACACAUCCCAGAAUGCAGGGGGACUGAGUGAGUCCAGUGACAGCGGCUCCCAGACUCCUGAUGGAGUGGAAAACGGAGGAACUGAUGAUGCCCAGCCGUUGGCCAUCGAGAGGCAGAAUCUCAACACUCGCAUGAUGCCAUCUUCCUCAAGCGGACGUAAGCAGCGUCACCCCAUGCGACGUUACAGCAGCAGCGCCAGCAGCGAGCAGGAGAUGCCUCAGUCGACUUCCUGCCUUCCCACCAACAUACACACCAAUGGGAUGAAACUGCCUGCGGAGCCGAAUGACGCCGAGGACGUGGCGCUGGUGUCUUAUCUCCUGUGGAAAGGUAAGGUCUACAAGUGUGAACACUGCCACAUCAUUUUCGAUGACUGCACCCUGUACCUUCUCCACAACGGCUUCCACUCUCAUGACUCCGACCCCUUCAAAUGUGUCAUCUGCAAACUCUCUUGUAAAGACCGCAUCGACUUCAACUGCCACCUGACAAGUCACAUCAAGUAAACACAGCAUCACAGUAACAGGAAAAAUACUUCAAAUAUUUUUGACUGCUAGUUUUUUUCAAACUAUGUAAGGUGGUGGACCACAUAUCACCAUGCUUUUGUUCAUCUAAUGAUUUGAUAUAUUUAGUGUUUUUUAAUUCUUCACUUGGACCACAGGUUGCUAAAACAAUUCUUGGUAAAUCAUUCAUUCAUGAAAAUGAUUAUCACUUUUGUACUGAUAGACGAAUUGUAUUAUUGUCUGUUCGACAGACUCUAAAAGAUGCCAUAGCCAAAACAAUAUGAUUAUUCCAUUGGCCAUGAAAGCUUUAUUUAUACAAUUUUGAAGUGCUUUUAUCAUGUUUUCAUGUUACAUUUGUGUAAACAUUUAUUGUUUGUAUUCACCAAGUAUGAUUCUCCAAAUCUUGAACAAGAAAUGUAUUUUUAUUGGAAAUCUGUGAAUACUACUGUAAUUUCAAUGUGCAGGGUAUUGUGUUUACGAGCGCAUGUCAGUGUAGAUAAAUAUUUACAUAUAUUCAUGUAGAAACAGGACCAAGCAUGAAGUAUUUAUUGUUUCUUUCCAGAUUCAACAUAAAAAGGUUAAGUGCAUUUGGUUAUAAUUUCAACAUUUGAUAAAUUUUUGCAUAAAUGAGAGCAUUAUAUAUUAAGCUGCAUUCAUAAUGUUUCAUAAUACUCAUUGACAUAUCUGCACCUCAUCUCCUGUCUUCUAGACGGGAUUUUAUGUGACAUCACUCUUGUCUGUCUUCUGUAUCAAGCAUUUCACAUUUUUAAGAGGUCUUGAGUCCUCUUUAAAAUGCCUAUUGAGAAAAAAAAAUCAAACAAAUUUUGAAAAUGAAACCUCAGUCUCAGAUGCACUGGCACACAGCAAGGAUACUGGGUGAAAAUGAUUCAUUGUGACAUAUUUCCUUUUUCUACUGCAUGUUCAUGUGCAAUGUGAAGGUUUGGGAUAUAGGUGUACUGUGUUAUCAUGUAAACCCAGCGUGUGUGGCUGCUCGCCUGUUUCAGUCUGCCAGUACAGCACUGUGUUGCCACCACUCAGAAUGUACUCACUGCUCCUUCUAGUCAACAUUGGCAGUGCCAUCAAUGUCAGUCUUGUUCAAGGUUUUCAACAAAUGUUAUUUUGCAUUCAGAACUGAUGUAGGAAAGUAGGUGUUUGGUAUCAUUGGGUUCUACUCUGUGGUAGAAGUUCUUACUGCAUUUGAUUUGUCGGCAGAGACCUGAGUAUCAAUUAGAAACUGUAUAUAGGAGUACCUGUGCUGUAGAAUCAUUCUCUUUUGGAGUUACUUUCGCGGUAUCAAGUUUGACAUGCCUGUUUGGAAGAACAUCAUCGUGAUGUUGUUCAGUUUGUCCGUGGACCAAAGGCAGGUGUGCACUGCAGUUGACAACAUAGGCGAGAUACAUCAGUUCCUGAACACGUGAAGGAAGUCCUUGGUGGGAUACCUACUCUGGGGAUUCCCAUCAUUGAGGAUGCUAGAUGCUGCUGCCAUCAUUAUAAACGGGCUACAAAUGCUGUGAGAUGUUUAUACAGACACUGUACUGUCACUGUUUGUGUUCUGGCCGCCAUGAUAUUACUCCUAAGGCUGCUGGCUGUAUGUACAAUAUUGUACACUUAUAUAUAUUACCGUCAAUGGUACAUUUGCCAGGAAAUAGUUUUCUUCAAUAUUCUUUAUCAGCCUGUUUAGUUUGAUGAAAGUGUUGACUACUUAGACCUUGAUGUGAUUGUGUUGUGGGUAUAUUCAUGUAUAGCUAGUGAGGCCAGCUCCUCCCCGGGGCUGAUGCAGGGGCACCUGCUGCGAAGGGGUGCCCCCUUCAGCACCAUACUUAUGUAUAUAGUGACCAUAGAUGAGGUGUGGGACAACACACCAACACACGUCAUGUAGUGGGGCUGCCAUUACACAUUGCAACGGAUUCAAAUGUCAAAAAUUGUUAUAUGCCAAAGAUCAAAAGAAAAGCUUUAUACUGAGUGUACUUACUAUUUCCUCGCCGCACAAAUUCCAGUUGUCCGUGUCAGUAAAACAGGGGACUAGUUACCUACUUACAUUUAAUACAGUUAUGUUCUUCAAAGUCAAAGUGUUUGGACCAAGUCAGAAGACUGAGUGAUAGUUUGAUAUUUUCAUAUACAUUGUACAUGUAUAGAUAUGCAUGCUUGCCAGUGUGAGGGCCGAGUGCCGACCAAUAGAUCUGACACUUUACAAAGUAAUUGGGCAGUGAUCAAUAUUGUUUAUCAUUCUUUCGUCAGUCAGUCACCUCAAAGGUGAACUUUUAUAUAUAAUCAAAGUUACAUUUAAUUUUCCUAUAUGAUAUUAUGGGUUUAGUAACAAUUUAUGUUAUUGCCCCAUUUAUUUGGGCAUUGUGUGUCAAGAAUAUAUUAUAUAUUUUAUGGAUGUAUUUAGCAGAUACCAUGUACAUGUAGGUAUUUUUUGUAAUCUGCCUGCUUUUGAUUAUAUUAUCAUGCAAUAGAUAUACGUGAUUACUCUGAUUGUCCAGAAUCAAAAUUCUUGAAUGUGAUUGUGAGGCCCCUGCUGCUGCUGCUGCUGCUGAUGUUGUCUAUGCUGCUGCCUGGAUAAUACGGGCCGACACAUAGCGGAGGGGGAGUACAUGGCUAGGACCAGGCUCCAGUGUGUGGCAGAUGUCCGACCUAUCUGCAUCACAGUGGUGGCCAGCAUGUGUUGUCUCAUUGUGUACUGGACAUGGCAGUGUUGGUAAGUAAAUGUGUGACGUGAAGGAUGACCUCGGCAUCACCAGCAGCAGCACCAGCAGCAGCACCACCAGCACCAGCUGCAGCAGGAGGCCUCAUCCUCCUCUUCCUCCUCCUCCUACUUUCCCAGUGUUCUCUCUGCCAAGCAGCAAACACAGGCCAGCUACACACCUUACACAUAUUAGUGUACACAUGCUUAAAGCAAUUAUGUGUAGUGGUGUUCUAGCAAUAUACACUGAAGUUGUUGUGUGAGCAGGCCUCCACUGGUCCGAGUCGCCAUCCAGAAGUGUGUCCAGUCACUAUAAACCCCGGCAGAAGGGCCACCAACCCAUCCCUUGCUGACAACUGGCAGUUGAUACACCACUACUCCCAGACUUAGCGUAAAGAGUGGGUGCCACUCACGUGUGUCCCGUACAUUCAGUACUUAUAACACAUCUAUUCUAUGAAACUUUGUGUGCCACAGUAAAUUGUAUCUGGUUGGUAAUCUCCACAUAUCUGUAGCAGUGGCGAGUGUCCUCCUUCAUGCCUAGCUUCAUGCUGUGGAGGAAAUCGAUCGAACUGACUGAAAAUAUCUGUGCUUGUGAAGACUUUUAUCAUCAUAUACAAAUUGUUUUUUAAUAUUUUUUGUACGUCUUUAUGUCUCUGUGGAUAAAUAUAUAAAUAUGAGAUACAAUAUUUUCAGUUGGAGGGUUUCAAAAGUAAUUUGGAGAUUAAAACCAACUUAGAGCCCCUUUUCCAGCUGCGUGUUUAAUGGAAGGUCAUUGAGUGACCUUGUGUCUCUGUCCGUCCACUUCAGUUGAUGCCAGGUAAGGUGAUCCUGGUGGCCUCUUCUCUAUGUACUGGCUGGUGACUCUGGACAGUGUGCCAGCCUUUCAUUGUGAUUUAAAGAUCAUCAUGCAACCAGCUAAGUCCAUCAUGUUUUUUAUUGAAAGCAAUAUAUUAUAUGGCCAGUCUUGUAUAAUGCCUUUACAGGACUCCUGUCAGUCUUCUCCAAGCCAUGCAGAUGAAGCUUCAAGCUACAGCAAUACUAACCAUGCCUACUUUAUCUCUAUUUUAUCUGUGGUGCUGGAUCAACAAUUACAUUUGUCUCAUAGUUAUAUUAUUUGUGUAACAUGACAUAUAUAUAUAUCUAUAUAUAUUUCCAGUUUUUGUCUAUUUUAAGUGAAUGGUGACAUCCUAGCUGACUACCUAGUAGUGGUGUCACAUGUUGGUUAGUGUUAAGACUGCUACUGCUAGCUAGAUGUGUUGUCUUGUGUAACUGUGGCCGUCUGUGCUGUCAUCCUGCCCCAUCACCUAUACAGCUUUGCAGCUCUCCACCUCUUGGGUUGACCUUGCCACACCCUACUUGAAGCUUGAAGACUGUUCCCCAUUUGCUGUUGCAAACUUCCUCACCCUAUGUGCCCAGUGCUUACCUGCUCUGUCCGACCCUAUCUUUAUACCUGCCAGGCAGCCAGUCUCUAC